GCCACUCUGUUAUCAGAGUAUAUAAUGGCAACAAAACAAUUUUCUGGAAGGAUAGGUGGUUGGGAAACAGAAGUUUGGAGGAGCUAUUUCCUGAUAUGUUUUGCUCUGGCACAACAUCAGAACAGAACAGUGGCUGAAAUGUGGUCACCUCAAGGCUGGGAGUUGAUCUUAAGAAGAAUGUUGAAUGACUGGGAAAUACCUAGACUAGUUGAGCUUUAUAAACAUUUGGAGUCUUUCCAAGGGCUGAAGGAUGGGUUGGACUGUUUGUGGUGGACUGGGCAUAACAAGGGGCACUACAAAGUGAGUUCAGGCUAUAAGAUCAUGAACAUGACUGAGCCACAAAACUCUAACUGGCCAUGGAGACAAAUCUGGAAAGUUAAGAUACCUCUUAAGGUUGCAUGCUUCAUAUGGUUGCUAGCCAAAGAAGCUGUUUUGACACAUGAAAACCUGAGAAAGAGAAGGAUUACAUUAGUUUCAAAUUGUUACUUAUGUGGGGAAGCAGCCAAGAGAGCGGGGCAUCUGUUUUUACAUUGCAGAAUUACUGAUCAGCUAUGGAAAAUUUUUAUCAAUCUCAGAGGCAUAUCUUGGACAAUGCCUAGCAAGAUUGUGGACACUCUUUCUAGCUGGGAGGAGGCUGGGAUUGGGGCCAGGAAUAGAAGCUACUGGAGGAUCAUUCCAGCCUGCACAUGGUGGACAAUCUGGAAAGAAAGGAACUCCAGAUGUUUUCAGGAUAGAAGUAGCACUCUACAGAAGAUCAAGCAAGACUGUGAAGCUGCUCCUAUCAACGAACUAGUGGAUGUAAUCUUUGCUGCUCGAAUAGCUGAGAAUUGUAAAAAAGACGAGGAUGAUGUUUCUAUUAUUGAGAUCAAAGAAAGGAACAAGGAAUGCAGCACUGAGGCUCUGUUUGGGACCAUGGAGAAGACAUUAAAAUUGCUUGAAAUGGGUUUCUCUGAGAAUGAAGUUUCCACAGUUAUUGAUAAGUAUGGUUCUGACAUUCCUCUCGAAGAGCUUGCAAAUUUAAUUGUAGAUCCUAGUAGUGCCAGAAGAAUGGACAAGCAUCUCUUAAACUCUCUCGGUAGGAAUGUUUCAAUUGGUUUUCAUCCAGUAGCUGUUAAGAAAGAGGAAUAUAGUGAGGAUACCUCUGAAUCUAGAGACCUUAACGGGCUUAACCUACUGGAAAAGCUUAAAGGGAAACGGCCAACCUCAACCUCUGAAUCUAGAGACCUUCACGGGCUUAACCUACUGGAAAAGCUUAAAGGGAAACGGCCAACGGAGAACUAUAUUGAUGAGAAAGACACUUUAAAGAGACCGAAAUCAGAGUAUGAUGAAGCCUUUAGCAGUCCCCUUGGCCCUGCAUUGCAAGAAAUCUUAAGGCCACUCAAUUCCACCAGGACUCCGGUUUCUCGAAGAGCAAUUCCCCAAAGAUCAAGAGUGCUGGAUUGCCAAGACACACCGAAAUUGUCUAUGCCGAAUUCAUGCAGGAGCCUUGAUAAGAUGGUGGCUAAAGCUCCCUAUUUCUUUUAUGGGAAUGUUAUGAACUUAUCCCCUGACAAUUGGGUAAGAAUAUCACAGUUUAUAUAUUCCAUCGAGCCAGAAUUCGUUAAUACUCAACUUUUCUCAGCUCUGAGUCGUAAAGAAGGUUAUGUACAUAAUCUUCCUACUGAAAAUCGAUUUCACAUUGUUCCAAAACCACCAAUGACGAUUCAAGAAGCAGUUCCCAGUAGCAGAAAAUGGUGGCCAUCGUGGGAUACAAGGCAACACUUGAGCUGCAUCAAUUCUGAGACUACUGGUGUAUCUCAGCUAUGUGAUAGGCUUGAAAGAACAGUAAGUGAUUCCCAGGGGUUUCCUGCGGUUGACAGACAGAGAGAUAUCCUCUACCAGUGCCAGAUAUUUAAUCUGGUCUGGGUUGGCCGUUACAAAUUGGCGCCUGUAGGGCCAGAACAAAUAGAACGCAUUCUUGGCUACCCAGAAAAUCACAGUCGACUUGCUGGGAUGAGCCUGAUGGAAAGACUGCUGUCGUUGAAACAUUGCUUCCAGAUAGAUACAUUGGCUUAUUGUCUCUCUUCAUUGAAGUCUCUGUACCCUGGAGGGUUGACAGUGUUGUCAAUCUAUAGCGGAAUUGGUGGAGCAGAAAUUGCAUUGCAUCGUCUUGGAAUUCGCUUAAAAGUUGUUGUCUCCAUAGAAGCUUCUGAGAAAAACCAGAGAAUUCUCAAGCAAUGGUGGAGUAGUUCGGGACAAACAGGAGAACUCGUGCAGAUGGAAGACAUUAGCAAGUUGGCAAGUAACAAGAUAGAAGUCUUGAUUCAGAAAUAUGGUGGUUUUGAUUUCAUCGUAUGCCAGAACCCAUGUACAUACUCUUCUAAAGGUCAUUUAGCUGCAGAUAUCGAUAGUCAUGCAAGUUUGGAUUUCAUGUUGUUUCACGAGUUUGUGCGUGUCCUUCAACGUGUAAGAAGUUCAAUGGAACGCAACUAGUAGUUCUUUAGCUUUAUUGUGUAGGGCACAUUUGGACUGAGAUUCAUAGCAUGUUGUCCUAGUUUAUGACGUGUAACUGUACAAGUCCUAAUAUAUGAAGCUUAAAUUGUGAA
This is a messenger RNA of Lycium ferocissimum, 2585 nucleotides long. RefSeq names its product probable inactive DNA (cytosine-5)-methyltransferase DRM3. Gene Ontology annotation, cellular component: nucleus. Gene Ontology annotation, molecular function: S-adenosylmethionine-dependent methyltransferase activity. The record is from RefSeq and is a predicted model, not a curated record. Bases 25 to 2472 code for a protein of 815 amino acids. The transcript has 5 exons. Lineage: Eukaryota; Viridiplantae; Streptophyta; Magnoliopsida; Solanales; Solanaceae.